UAACAAGAAUAAACAACUCGUAACCAAGCCGAUUACGGCAAAGAUAAAUAUCUAUCAGCUGCGGCUUUCACCCGCUGUUUUUGGCGCAGUGAAUAAACGACGUCGCCACAAUCUCUUUAAUGUUCAACGCGGGUUUGAACGAUCAUUCAGCUAAAGGCAUUAUGGGUUAUGUGAAACAGGAGGACACGGAUACUGGCAUUGUGACGGUGAAAAAAGAAUUCGAUCUGGAAUUUGAAGAACUGGAAUUCGAAGAUUACAGACCAGAGGAAUUUGGGGAUAAGGUGAUAGAGCUGUUUGGUCUCCAGAAUGUAUCUGCUGACGCCAAUGGUCUCAAGAUUUCAACCUGCCAGAAUGAUCAAGAUUCAGCACAGAUAAUAAUCAAAGAGGAAACUGAAUUUGGUGAUAAGGUGAUAGAGCUAUUGGGUCUCCCAAAUGUAUCAGCAGAUACAAAUGGUGCCAAGGUUCCUACAUGUCAGAAUGAUCAUGAAUCAGCACAGAUAAUAAUCAAAGAGGAAAUUGAUUGUGACAUUGACAACGGCUCUGUCAAAGACUUUGAUUCUCCGCAUUUUGCAGAUGAGGUACCGGGUCCAACACUCAGGAGGUCAUCAAGGAGGAGGUGUCAACGGUUUUCUCUAGAUGACCUGUCGGAAAGCUCCACCGACGAAGCUGCAGUGUGCAAAUUCAGAAAGAAGGUGCGGGUACGGAAUUCUUCUCACGACGGAAGAAGAAGAAGAUCGGACCGCGGCACUGUCUGUGGUAAAUCCUUCCAGCUGUACUGCGACAUAUGCGGCAGAGGUUUCAGCCGGAUCGGAUAUCUGAGGCGGCACGCGGAUACGCAUUCCGAAUCGAAGAGGUACUCCUGCGGCCAGUGCGGCAGGUCUUUCGGACGCUCCGACAACUUGAGAGAGCACGAGCGGCUGCACGGGGGGGAGAGCUACGGCUGCGACGUGUGCGGCAAAGUGUUCUCGCAGCCGAGCCAGCUGAAGCGGCACGCGCUGCUGCACACGGGGGAGCGGCGCUUCCGCUGCGACGUCUGCGGCAGGGCGUUCCGGGAGCGCCGCUACCUGCGAGACCACCUGCGCGUCCACACGGGCGAGCGGCCGUUCGCCUGCCACGUGUGCGGUAAGUCGUUCACGCAGGCGGCGCACCUGCGCGUGCACGCGCGCCUGCACACCGGCGAGAGGCGCCACGGCUGCGACGUCUGCGGCAAGCUGUUCUUCCGCCGCACGCACCUCAAGCUGCACGCGCGCGUGCAUACGGGGCUUCGGCAGAGGCGGAGGAAGGCGCGACGCUAGAGACGUGCUGUUUGUCGUAUUUUACCACAGCUUACGGAUAAUUACAGAAAAUCGUAAGGUACCGUCCUCUGCUGCUUGUUCAGAAGAUCCGAACAUGUCGGUAAAGAAAAGGGUGUUACGAACUUCUGAAUAUUUCUAAAGUGUUUGUACGUUGCUGUGAGACGUUUGUAACGUGGCUGACUGUUUGGAUUUUGUGUGGGAGAUUUUGUUGUGAAGUGCGUGUUUUUUAUACUGCGUAGUGUGUGGUUGAACGUAGUGUACCUAUUGACAGGAAUACUAUCACUUCAAAAACUCCUUGUGUUUGGAGGUGUAUUUUCAUAAUUUGGGCUGGUAGCAAUGUAAAGGCUUUGCCCAGUAGCUGAUGGCAGUAUAGUACCGUAAAAUGGGGUGACUU
Molecule: messenger RNA, 1689 nt
Organism: Schistocerca nitens (vagrant locust)
Lineage: Eukaryota; Metazoa; Arthropoda; Insecta; Orthoptera; Acrididae
Product: zinc finger protein 484-like
Exons: 10
Coding region: 120-1295 (391 amino acids)
Biological process (GO): regulation of transcription by RNA polymerase II
Molecular function (GO): DNA-binding transcription factor activity; RNA polymerase II cis-regulatory region sequence-specific DNA binding
Source: RefSeq, a predicted model, not a curated record